AACAAACAAACAAACAAACAAACAAUUUCAUUUGUUUUAUUUAAAGGCUUUACAUUUGAAAAAAAAGAUGACCACCACAAGCAGCAAUAUCUUCAUUAGUACGCACCCAAUCACGCAGCAGAAGAUUUCUUCUCUGCGCAACGCCAAGAAUAGCGCGCGCACGGUGCGUGAGCUAAUCUCCAGCAUCACCAGCCUAAUGCUCUACGACGUCACAAAAGACCUCCAGCUGCAAGCCACCACCGAAGCAACAAGCCCAGUUGGCAGCUACACCGAGCAAGAAAUCACGACUAAAGUCGCACUCAUUCCAAUUCUGCGCUCCGGCCUCGCAAUGCUCGGAGCAGCCUCCGAUCUCCUACACGAUGCUGAGGUCCGGCAUUUGGGGUUGUUCCGCGAGGAAACUACACUGCAGCCGGUGGAGUAUUAUAAUAAGUUACCGAGGGUUUGUAGUGUUGAUGAGUGCGUGGUUUUGGAUCCGAUGAUUGCUACUGGUGGGACGGCGGGCGCUGCGAUUGAGAUUCUGUUGAGCUGGGGUGUGCCCAAGAUUAAGUUCCUGGCGAUAUGUGCGUCAAGGGAGGGUGUGGAGGCAUUGGCUGAGAAGUACCCACAGGUCAGCUUCUAUAUCGGCGUCGUCGACGAUGUCCUGGAUAAGCGUGGCUUUGUAUCGCCCGGAAUCGGUGACUGCGGCGAUCGUCUCAACAGCACGGCUUAAUAUUUUUUUUAAUUUUUUCAAACAUAAAUUUCUAUUAUUACAUUCACAUAAAACUUUUUUUUUAUUUUUUAUUU
Molecule: messenger RNA, 783 nt
Organism: Kickxella alabastrina
Lineage: Eukaryota; Fungi; Kickxellomycota; Kickxellomycetes; Kickxellales; Kickxellaceae
Product: Armadillo/beta-catenin/plakoglobin
Exons: 1
Coding region: 68-709 (213 amino acids)
Source: RefSeq, a predicted model, not a curated record